Messenger RNA from Lichtheimia ornata, 438 nucleotides. RefSeq lists its product as uncharacterized. Lineage: Eukaryota; Fungi; Mucoromycota; Mucoromycetes; Mucorales; Lichtheimiaceae. The coding region runs from base 1 to 438 and encodes 145 amino acids. The transcript has a single exon. The record is from RefSeq and is a predicted model, not a curated record.
AUGCCGAGACUCAUUGUGGAUGAUGCUACGUUAUCAGAUGAUGGCAAAUGGGGAGCCGCUUCGACACUCAACAUUCCACUUGAAGGAUCGCGGCACAUGAUUCAAAUCGACAAGGUUGGUGGCUGUGGCAAAGGAAUACAUGAGGAUCGUACAUGGCGCUUUGGAUACGUGACGAUUGUCAAUGGAUAUGGAUCAUUUCAAGAGAACAAAAAUGUUGAGAUCAAUCAUGAGCAUCAGGCCCGGCACGGCAGCCGUUCUGAGUACUUGAUUGAACGAUGGAAAGCAACAAUGAAACCACAAGCAAUGGACAACAAUGGCCUCGCAGUAGCCGAUAUCGAGAUCCAUCCCAACAUUAUCUACAUAGUUCAUCCAUUGUGUCUCACCACCCACACGACAUCUGUACUCUUGGCUCUAUUGAAUGAAAUGGAUCAUACGUGA